This is a messenger RNA of Lodderomyces beijingensis, 1638 nucleotides long. NCBI's taxonomy places the organism in Eukaryota, Fungi, Ascomycota, Pichiomycetes, Serinales, Debaryomycetaceae. The record is from the annotation of a GenBank genome assembly.
AUGUGCAUCCUUACACCAGAGUUUAUGUGCAUCCUUACACCAGAGUUUAUGUGCAUCCUUACACCAGAGUUUAUGUGCAUCCUUACACCAGAGUUUAUGUGCAUCCUUACACCAGAGUUUAUGUGCAUCCUUACACCAGAGUUUAUGUGCAUCCUUACACCAGAGUUUAUGUGCAUCCUUACACCAGAGUUUAUGUGCAUCCUUACACCAGAGUUUAUGUGCAUCCUUACACCAGAGUUUAUGUGCAUCCUUACACCAGAGUUUAUGUGCAUCCUUACACCAGAGUUUAUGUGCAUCCUUACACCAGAGUUUAUGUGCAUCCUUACACCAGAGUUUAUGUGCAUCCUUACACCAGAGUUUAUGUGCAUCCUUACACCAGAUUUUAUGUGCAUCCUUACACCAGAGUUUAUGUGCAUCCUUACACCAGAGUUUAUGUGCAUCCUUACACCAGAGUUUAUGUGCAUCCUUACACCAGAGUUUAUGUGCAUCCUUACACCAGAGUUUAUGUGCAUCCUUACACCAGAGUUUAUGUGCAUCCUUACACCAGAGUUUAUGUGCAUCCUUACACCAGAGUUUAUGUGCAUCCUUACACCAGAGUUUAUGUGCAUCCUUACACCAGAGUUUAUGUGCAUCCUUACACCAGAGUUUAUGUGCAUCCUUACACCAGAGUUUAUGUGCAUCCUUACACCAGAGUUUAUGUGCAUCCUUACACCAGAGUUUAUGUGCAUCCUUACACCAGAGUUUAUGUGCAUCCUUACACCAGAGUUUAUGUGCAUCCUUACACCAGAGUUUAUGUGCAUCCUUACACCAGAGUUUAUGUGCAUCCUUACACCAGAGUUUAUGUGCAUCCUUACACCAGAGUUUAUGUGCAUCCUUACACCAGAGUUUAUGUGCAUCCUUACACCAGAGUUUAUGUGCAUCCUUACACCAGAGUUUAUGUGCAUCCUUACACCAGAGUUUAUGUGCAUCCUUACACCAGAGUUUAUGUGCAUCCUUACACCAGAGUUUAUGUGCAUCCUUACACCAGAGUUUAUGUGCAUCCUUACACCAGAGUUUAUGUGCAUCCUUACACCAGAGUUUAUGUGCAUCCUUACACCAGAGUUUAUGUGCAUCCUUACACCAGAGUUUAUGUGCAUCCUUACACCAGAGUUUAUGUGCAUCCUUACACCAGAGUUUAUGUGCAUCCUUACACCAGAGUUUAUGUGCAUCCUUACACCAGAGUUUAUGUGCAUCCUUACACCAGAGUUUAUGUGCAUCCUUACACCAGAGUUUAUGUGCAUCCUUACACCAGAGUUUAUGUGCAUCCUUACACCAGAGUUUAUGUGCAUCCUUACACCAGAGUUUAUGUGCAUCCUUACACCAGAGUUUAUGUGCAUCCUUACACCAGAGUUUAUGUGCAUCCUUACACCAGAGUUUAUGUGCAUCCUUACACCAGAGUUUAUGUGCAUCCUUACACCAGAGUUUAUGUGCAUCCUUACACCAGAGUUUAUGUGCAUCCUUACACCAGAGUUUAUGUGCAUCCUUACACCAGAGUUUAUGUGCAUCCUUACACCAGAGUUUAUGUGCAUCCUUACACCAGAGUUUAUGUGCAUCCUUACACCAGAGUUUAUGUGCCACAGUACACGACCCCGGCAAUAA